AGGUGGUGGUGUGGUGGUGGGGGGCGGCGGAUAGAUCUUGACCGACGCCACAGGGCCGGACGCCGACAAGCACCCUACAAAUCAGGACACCAGCACCUCCUUGCCGGAGUCGUCGGAGCUAGGCAGGGCACCUCCCCGUUCUCGCUCCACCAUCACCACCCCCAGAUCCCCUCUUCCUCGCUGCCGACACCCACCCACCAACGAACCAGCCACAGCGCCCCCGCGCGUCGCCGGCGGCGGUCACACCACAAGCCGCCGCCAUGCCGCCCGCAUCCAACUCGCCCUCCACCGCCCCGCCGCCUCCCUCCGCCCCGGCGGCCACCAAGCCGCGCCCGCGCCACCCCCUGGGGCUGGACUCCCUCGCCUCCACCAGCAGGCCCCUCUUCGCCGCGGCCCGCCGCUCCCCGGUCACCACGCUCGCCUGCGCCAUCACCCUCCUCGCGCUCAUCAUGUACGGCGAGGACGCGCGCACCAUCGCGGAGCUCUCCAUCGACGACUACCUCUACCCGGACGCCGACAUCUACAACGUCUCCGGCCUCCCCCCCAUCAAGCUGCCCCCGCCCACCUGCGACCUCGCCCACGGCCGCUGGGUCUUCGACAACGAAUCCCUCCCCCUCUACCGGGAGAAAGAGUGCAACUUCCUCACCAAGCAGCUCACCUGCCUCGCCAACGGCCGCAACGACGAUUUAUGGCAGUACUGGCAAUGGCAGCCCAACAACUGCUCCCUCCCCACGUUCGACGCCAGGAGGUUCAUGGAGAGGAUGAGGGGGAAGCGGCUCAUGUUCGUGGGGGACUCGCUCAACAGGAACCAGUUUUACUCGCUGGUGUGCAUGGUGCAGUCCAUCUUGAGCAAGGGGAGGAAGAAGGUGGUCAAACGGGGAUCAAACACCAUCUUCCACGCCAAGGAGUACCGCGCCACGCUCGAGUUCUACUGGGCGCCAUUCCUUGUCGAGUCCAACUCUGACGACCCCAAUAUCCACAGCAUCGAGCACCGGAUCAUACGGCCCGAGAGGAUCGAGGGACACGCCCAGUAUUGGAGGGGUGUGGACUACCUCAUCUUCGACACCUACAUCUGGUGGAUGAACACCGCCGACAUCAAAAUUCGGAGGCCAGAUUCAAGGUCUUGGUCAGAGCACGACGAGGUGCCGAGGAUAGAGGCAUAUGGCCGGGUGCUUAAAACAUGGUCGGACUGGCUGAAUGAGAAUAUCGAUCCGGCGCGGACAUCCGUCUUCUUCAUGACAAUUUCUCCUAUUCACAUCAGCCCAGAUAAAUGGGGAAACCCCCACGGGAUCAAAUGCGCGAAGGAGACGCUCCCGGUGCUCAACUACACGGAGCCCCUGGACCUCAACCACGACAUGCGGUUGUACGACAUGGUGGCGAGCACGGCCAGGUCCAUGAAGAAAGUGCCGGUCACGCUCAUCGACAUCACCAGGAUGUCGGACUACCGGAAGGACGCCCACACGUCCGUCUACUCCGUCCGGCGGGGCUACCUGCUGACCCCGAAGCAGAAGAACGACCCUGAGAAGUUUGCCGACUGCAUCCACUGGUGCCUUCCCGGCGUGCCCGACGUCUGGAACACGGUGCUCUACACGAGGAUCUUCUCGAAAUCGCCCCCUUCUUCGCCGCCGGCUCUCGCCCUCCCGCCUCCCCAGUGAGAGAGACGCAGAGCUCCUCCAUAGGAAGUGUCUUCCUGUUCAAUCUUUUCUUUCUUUGGUGGUAGUCCCGGGUAAAGGCUAGUAGAGAAGAAGAAUGGGGUGGGCUGUUUACUGAUGGCAUGUAAAAUCGUUCAAUUGAACUGUAAAUUAGUUUUGACCUAACCAGUUGAGCAGGAUUCGUUAUACUAGUAUAAACAGCUGCACUUGUGUUAAAUCCAUAUAAGAGGCGUCAAACAACAAACUAUGUCGUAUACAAAGAAAGAUUGUAACUGCUGAUGCAAGGGGUGUCCAUUUUUUUGCCCUUUCUCUCUGUUUC
Molecule: messenger RNA, 1971 nt
Organism: Triticum aestivum (bread wheat)
Lineage: Eukaryota; Viridiplantae; Streptophyta; Magnoliopsida; Poales; Poaceae
Product: protein trichome birefringence-like 28
Exons: 4
Coding region: 261-1655 (464 amino acids)
Cellular component (GO): Golgi apparatus
Molecular function (GO): O-acetyltransferase activity
Source: RefSeq, a predicted model, not a curated record